Molecule: messenger RNA, 1509 nt
Organism: Schistosoma mattheei
Lineage: Eukaryota; Metazoa; Platyhelminthes; Trematoda; Strigeidida; Schistosomatidae
Source: the annotation of a GenBank genome assembly
AUGAAAGUAUGUGGAUGUUAUCGUUUUAAGAUUAAGAUGGUGUCCGAAGGGUCUCAUAGACGCUACUUCGACCUUUUGAAAAAAUCCACUCCAGAUGGAAAGUUAUCACUGUUCUUAGAUCGCAGAACGUUCAUAGAUCAUUUCAGCCACGUCGAUCCUGUAGAUGGAGUUCUAUUAAUAUCACAAGAUAUAAAGAAUACCGAAUAUGUUUUUUUAAUCUUUACAUGUUCAUAUCGUUUUGGUCGUGAUGAUUUAGAUGUAUUAGGAUUGACAUUUCAAAAAGAAUUAUUAAUUUAUACAAAAUGUUUAUGGCCAAAUCAUUCAUUAAUUAUUGAUAAACAAUUACCUAUUUAUAAUAAUAUAAAAAAUCAAACUAAAAAAACAUGGAAAAAUAAAUUUAAAAGAAAAAUAAAAAAGAAAAUUGAAUCGAUUGAAGAUAUUUCAUCGAUUGUAUUAAGUGAUGAUUCCUAUGGAAUAUUUAGUCAAACUUUAACAAUCAAUGAUUUAUCACCAUUUCAAUUAAAAUUAAUUAAUAAAUGUAAUCAACGUACUAUACCAUUUCGUAUAUUUUUACCUCCAUCCAUAUCUCCUUCAUCAGUUGCUAUUCAAACAACCCAAGGAAGCAAUAAUAAACCGUAUGGUAUUAAUUAUGAACUGACCGCAUUUAUUGGUAAACGAAUUGAUGACAAUCAACCAGCAAGUUCAACAGUAACAAUUGUUUUAAGAAAAUUGACUGCUGGACCAAAAAUAACACAUCGUCCUUUAGAACCUAUUAUUGAAUCGAUUAAAAAAUCUAUUAAUUUACCAUGUCAUAAUGGUGAAUUAUUUAUUCAAGCGUCUAUUGAAAAACCGUUGUAUUAUCAUGAUGAAUCUGUAUGUGUAUCGAUAGUAUUGGAUAAUUUAUGUCAAUUACCUGUUAGAAAGUUACAAGUAGCAAUUGUACAAAUUGCUGAAAUUUAUGUCUUGACCAAAGGAACGUAUCGAUCGACAAUAGAUAAGCAUUUCUGCAAAGUUAACCUACCUCAAGCUGGAGAACAACAAUGGAAAUAUACAACACUGUUAAAUACUAAUUUAACAGAUAAUCUAUUAAAACGUGGUGUGGCAUUAGAUGGUUAUAUAAGACAAGAGAAAAAUUGGUUAGCUUCAUCAACAGUAUUGAAUUUAUCCGAAAACUUUAAAGAAUGUUUAGAAAUGAUGCAAAAUAUUAAUAAAAAUGUAAAUAACUCUACAGAUCUGGUAAUAAAAGCUAAUAAGGAACUACAUGGAAUUGUAAUUUCUUAUUGUGUUCGUGUUAGAUGCUGGAUUGGAAUUAGCCGAUGUUCGUUGUACAUUCCAUUCUUAUUGAUGCAACCGGAGAAAGAGUCUGAAGAAGAGGAUAAUCAUGUAAAUUGUACAAAUAAUCAUACUCUACAUGUGGAUAUCGUUCAACUUCAUCCUUCAGAAUUAAAAGUGAAUAAUAAUGAAUUAGUGGAAGCAUCAAAUGACAACAAUAAAGAGUAUAGUGUAUAA